UCCUCACAACACAUCGACAGUGUCUCAUCUCCUCUCCCCACAUAUUUUUCUAAAUAAUCUUCAAUCCCCGGAGCAUUCACCCCCAGAAUCCUCCCUCAACGGCAAUAACUCGAAAAACCCCCGUACCGUCGUGAGCAAUUGUUGACUGACUAAACUUAUUCAAAAAAUCUCCAGUGUUGACAAGGAAAAUAAUUUCGUAAAUAAAAUAAAACAUGGGGAUGAGUGACACUGAGUGCUGAAGAUAUUGGCAUUUCCCUCGUUUCGUGGAGGAUUCAUCAGGGUUAUGAACCAGGGAUCCAAGAUCAUUGUUUUAGGGACUUAUUUUAUGAUUGUUGGACCUCUCACUGAGAGUUAUUGUCACCACAAUGUCGGAGAAAUGUAAGGAGUGUGGCUGUGUCUGUGCGAGGUGCACGACGAAUGACCACAGACACAGUGACGUUCAUCUCCAUGCGGAAAUUGAACACCUGAGACAGAGUUUGAUGGAAAAAGACAGUCACAUUGUUAAGAUGGAGACCCAAUUUUUUAAUGAGGCUGAUAAAUUUCCUAAUGGGGAAUUGGCGUCUAUGAGGGAGGAACUACGCACGUGGGAGGACAAGUACUCGAGGCUCUAUGAGGCACACAAGAGAGUGCAAAAGGUCAAUCAAAAUCUUGAGGACAAGUUGUUGAGGAUUGUGGAUAAAUGUGAGACUGAAAAAGGUGCCUUCACCAAGGAUAUUGCGACACUGUCACAUCGAUUGGCUGAUGCUAAUUACAGGAUUCACCGAUUGUCGCAGGAUAAUGCGGAAUACCGUAACGACGUGACGCUGGCAAUCCAGCUCCUCCAGUGCAAACCCUCGAACUUCGUGGGCCAGAAGUACGACUCCCUACCAACAGAAGUCCAAGCCAAAGUGAAGACCUACAUCGCCCAGAAGCGGAGAUCGAGUGACGUCUCCCCACCAGACGUAAAAAGCAUAACAGUGCCAAUUUCCACUUUCCCCCCGACAGCGAUGGUCUACAACAUCAGCAAGCCGAGCCCCACCGAGAAGUACAGCGACGACGAGAGUGACGACGGCAAGCCCCCCGUGGACAUAGUCUCAGCCUCGAUAAUGGCCAAAGUCCUGGAGGACCGCGAGAAGGAGAGAAUUUUCGCGAAACACUGUGACACCUGCGUCUGCCACAAAAUGGUCCUCAUGGUGGACUCUGAGUGUCAAACCACCCUGAUGUUCACCGAGGACAGCUACAAGAAGCCCUCGCUGAACGGUUACACCUGCCUCCGUCAAGUCCAGCCCCAAAAGCCGAGCCAAAUCCCCCAGGCCUCGGUCCAAUCGAAAAUUCUCCUCGAGAGAUCCCAAAAGUCCAUCACAAACAAAUCAAAACAACAGAAUAAAUCCAAAAAGCUGGACCUCCCGGAGAUGAAGCCCCAGGCAACGUCACCAAUGGUCACCAGACGCCCCGAAAACCUGGACCUGACGAACGCCAAUGCCCUCCAGAGCCCAGUGGACAUAAUAAACGACAGAAUCUGGAAGAACACGUGGUCCAACAAGACGAAGCUGGGUGUCAACAACAGGUCUGAGGACCCCUUGAAACUCCCCAGAUGCAGUCGACCAGGGGACAUAGACCUGGACGUGAUAAACGAGAGAAUCUGGAAGAAAAAUUCCCCGAACAACAAUCAGCACCAGAAUGUAACACUGAUAGAGGUGACGAACGCUGUGAACCUGAAUCAGACAGUCGGCCAGUCGCCAGGUGUGGCUGCAAGCCCCAGUUUCAGUAGUGACAGUUCAGCAGUGAUGAUCUCGAGUUCAGAACCCUCCAGCAGCUCCAGCGACCUCAUCCAAUCCAAGAGUGACAAGAGAAGGAUUUUCAAUGGUAAUACGACGAAUAAUACAGCGAGAAAUUGCCUGAUGAGGGUCAGCCAGGCCUCGAAGAACAUUCUGCUGGACAAUGCGAGGGGGAACUAUCAGACUGUAGUUUACACGAGCCCUGAGAGCCUCAGUGGCAGUCCCAAUGCCAGUAAUUUAUCGAAUACAACAGCUCUAGUUCAUAAUAAUCCGCUGAAGAGUCGAUCACCGUCGACUAGCAGUGACGAGGCAUUUCCAAUUCUUCCAAAUGACUCGCCUACACAAUUGCACAGUGUACAGAGGGUGGCUGAGUGGGUACAGUCCUCUGUAACAAGUUCACAGGGUAAAAAGGGGAGCGAUGGGGGGGUGGGGGGGAGCAAGGGUCAUACGUUGAUCAAUAUGCCGGGGUUUGAUGAUAAGUUCAAUGGGGAUAAUAGGAAUCCAAGUGUACCAGUGGUGCAGGGAACCAAUAGUUUACAUUCACUUACGUUCAAUAAUACUGGGAAUGAUCGAAUUGGAGAUCAGGGGAUUGAGAUACCAGAGAAAUUGGAGGAUGAUUCGACACAGGUCAAAGACCUCAUUUCGUUUGAUUCGAAUAAUGAGGAGGAGGGGGAGGAGGAGAUUAAGGCUGAUGGGGACUAUCAGGAGAUCAAGAUUACCAAGGAAAUGGAAGAAACUUACCUCAAACUCGCUGCGAGUCUUGAUCCAGUCUCGUUGAGUCUUUCUACUUGUGUUAAUCCGGAUAUCACUAUUGAGAAGUAUAGGAAGGAUGUUAAGAGGCUUCAUCCGAUGAAGAUGAGUGAUAAAACUGGGGGGACAUAGCAAGUGUGAAGGGGGAGUCGAGAAAUUUUUUGUUUGGUUUCGUUUUCAGUUGCAUGAAAGCUUUUGAAAGUAUUUUUGAAUGGAAUUCCUGGUGAGGAAGGCAAGGAUACACGCCAGGUCUUUGAGGUAUCCCAAAGCAGUACCAUACAAAUGUUAAUCCCUAUGGAUUUGUGGAAGAAAUUCUAAGUUACUUAAUUUACUGCAUUCUUAUGGGUUAUCGAGGUGUUCUAUCCUCAUGUGUUGUUGAUGAAGGCAACAAUGAGUGUUUGAAUCAAAUGAAAAAGUAUUUGUUAACCAAUUGUUGGAAUCAAACAAGAAAUGAUAUCACGAAAUUUGCAUUUUUUAAAGUUGAAUAGCGCAGAAACUGGGUAUUAGAA
Messenger RNA from Diachasma alloeum, 3016 nucleotides. RefSeq lists its product as uncharacterized. Bases 366 to 2639 code for a protein of 757 amino acids. The transcript is spliced from 3 exons. Lineage: Eukaryota; Metazoa; Arthropoda; Insecta; Hymenoptera; Braconidae. The record is from RefSeq and is a predicted model, not a curated record.